GUGAGACUUCUGCUAAAUGUCACUCGUCUUAUGCAGCCUGAAGAGAAAUGGAUCCUGUGAUUACUAUAGUUCUGGUGGUGGCAGCAGCAGCAGCACAAGUUAAUGCCAUGGCCUGUAAUCUCUCUCACAAGAAUGGAAUUCAUCACUGCUAUGGGGCUUUGGGAGAACCUUUGUCCAUACAGCUGGCGGCAGACAGCAGAAAUGAAGAAAUAACAUUUAAAAAAGAUCUUACUUGUAUUCUGCACUUCAAAACUGGUGAAGACUGGAGACCUAAAUUGCAUCAGGAUUAUGUGCAUCGCUCGGAGAUCUUUAACAAUGGAACAUUCAGACUGGACAGUGUUAUAGAAGAAGACAGUGGAGAUUACCAAUUGGAAAUACAUAAUUCGGAGGGAAUACUGUUGCGCAAAGUCAACAUGCUACUUGAGAUACAAGUUUUCUCCUCCCAGAUUCGUUUUGUAAUUUUGACAGUAGGUAUAGCUCUAGCUGUUGGAACCCUUGCUCUACUUCUUGCGGUGUUUGUUGGCGUAAACUGUCUCUGUGGGAAACUGAGAUUUGAACAUACUACUUCAGGUUUCUCUAAUGAUGAGGGUGAUGCUGUUGUAUACACUGAAGUAUUCAAUACAAGAACAAGAGAAGUCCACCAGAAUGCUACAGAGAUGGUGGAGUAUGGAGAGAUCAAAAUGGCUGCCAGUCUUAAUGAGGAAGAAAGCCCCAAAGGAGACAUGGAAAUGACAAACACCCAGACAUGACACAUCUUUUCUGAUAACAUUCGGCAGGACUUAGUAGAAACCAAAAAUGUAAGAGUGUAUUAGUCCCUUGUAUAUGUUUGUGCUGUCAUUUAAGUCUUUGUAAAUGUAUAUUGCUUCAAAAUUUGAACUUUAGCCCGUUCAACCAUACCUAUAAACCAAAUGGAGGGACGUUGGUCCGAAACAAAAGAUGACUGUUAAAUAUCUUAAUUUUAUGAUUGUGUGAUGUUGACAGUGUUUGGGAUCUUUUGCAAUAUUGUGUGUUUGCCAUCCAUUCUCCUUCAUUUGCUGCUGACUUGGGAUUGUACUUUAUCUGGCAAUGUCAGAGUGUUAAAUGCUAAACAUAGGAGAGAAACAUUGAUGAACAUGAUAGCUUAACUUCCUUGUCAUCAUACUUUUUAAACUUGAAAAGCUAUUUUACAAGGAUGUCAUCUUAUCAGAUGUAAAUAUAAUUGAUUAAAUAUAUUUGU
Oncorhynchus kisutch (coho salmon) is the source of this 1216-nucleotide messenger RNA. RefSeq lists its product as uncharacterized. Bases 48 to 749 code for a protein of 233 amino acids. NCBI's taxonomy places the organism in Eukaryota, Metazoa, Chordata, Actinopteri, Salmoniformes, Salmonidae. The transcript is spliced from 4 exons. The record is from RefSeq and is a predicted model, not a curated record.